This is a messenger RNA of Diachasmimorpha longicaudata, 1725 nucleotides long. RefSeq lists its product as uncharacterized. Lineage: Eukaryota; Metazoa; Arthropoda; Insecta; Hymenoptera; Braconidae. The transcript is spliced from 3 exons. The record is from RefSeq and is a predicted model, not a curated record. The coding region runs from base 374 to 1585 and encodes 403 amino acids.
UUCAUUAGAUCCGGCUCGGUUGGUUCACACGUUGUUGGUGGGAUGGUGAGCAUCUUCUUUGGAAUAUGACACCUUAAUAUACAACCGCCCAGUUUGAUGUUAUAUAUUAGUGUAAUCGUUAUAAUCCACGUGAUUCGAAAAAAAUUGUAUUGCGCGCCUCUUCCUCAAGAUGAACAACGUAGUACUCUUUGUACCGACCGAGGCACCACAAGUUUAUAGCUAGAAACAAAAAUGUAUCGACCCCCCACCUAUGCGUCCCCUGCAUCGGGGCCUGCCUCCCGAGACUCAUUCUUUAUACUUGUGCCGAGGUGACCACGUUAAAAAAUUUUUAUAAAAAACUGUGUUUUCGGUGAAGAAUUGUGAGGUGUAAAUCAUGGGGAAAAGGAAACAUCAAAGUGCGCACAAGGAUUUUGUGGACGAAGUCCUAGUGAAAAAAUUCAAGAAGUUGGAGAGGAAAUUUAAAAAACUAGAAAAAUUGCGGCGUACGUCAAGAUCAAGGAGAUCAGAUUCAGAAAGUGAAUCACAUGAGGAGACGAGAUCAUUUCGAUCGGGACAUCGAUCCCAAAUUUCCUCACCUCCAUCUUCUGUGGGGGAUGGUAAUGACUCUCGUUUGUUUUCUCCGGCGAGAUCACAAAUUUUGGGUGUUGAGGACGGUGAUGAGCCCGCGAUAAAUCUAGAGGACACAACAGCCCAGAUAAUUUCUACACAGGCAGAGAUUCAUCCUGAUCCGAAGACGGUUUCAGAACUGCCUAACCCUCAGGUUGACCAGAACACUAAUUCUGGAGAACCUGAGGUGGUGUUGGAAGAUCUGGACAAUGAAAUUCUAGAAUUGAUUGGGGAUAGAGUGACCGAAGAUAGAGUUCUGGGGCCAGUCAUUCCGAACAGCAUUGCUAUCCGUCUUACGGACAUUCUAAAAAACGGUUUACCCAAAGAGGAAAAAACCAAGUUAUUAAAAGCUCAUGCACCACCCAAAAAUUGCCUCGUGAUAGAUCCCCCGCGGUUGAAUGAAGAGGUUAAAGCCUUCAUGAAUGAAGCAGCAUUAAAACGGGACGCAAGAAUUGUUGAGAAACAAAAGAAAAUUUGUUCUUGCUUAGCCCUAGUGUGUAACUCCAUUUGUCGCACUCUUGAUAAAGGCAAAGAUACUAAGGAGAACAAAAUAAGCACGGAUGGGGAUUUAGUGAAAUCACUCAGCGAAACGGCGCGUCUACUUGCGGAUCUUCAGAGGGAUGAGACAUUCACACGUAGAAGUUUAAUUCUGGCGACUAUUGCUAGUUCGCAAAAAGAUAUUUUGGAUGCGUCUCCAGCUGACGAAUGGCUUUUUGGCGAAAAAUUGGGUGAUAGGCUGAAAGCUGCCAAGCUGAUUGAAAAAUCAGGGAAAGAUCUAAAAGGCAAAGUUCUGCACCAAAAUAAGCCAAAAAACUCCAGAUUCCCGCCUCUGCGUCAUCCACUCAGACAGCUGCCCUCGGGCGGGAACAAGGGCAGACCAAUUUCGGGCCGACCUUUCAGGAAGAAUUGGUCCAACCAAUCCAAGGGGACUCGCAGCAACCUGCAGAAUCCCGCUUUGUCGCAGACAACGAAAUCUUAGAUAAAAUCACAUUUAUGGAAGAAUCUUACCCUGGUGGUCGGCAGGUUAUCAGGGAAGCAUUCAAGAAGAGAGGUAUUCCAGAAGACUCGUUGAAUAUUUCUUUAUCGUCUUUGAGUGACUCUUCAAUUAAACAAUACGAC